UCACGACGCACGACGCGGCGCAGUUCGUCACGACUUGAGGCUUCAGUCUUUAGUGACGCGACAUUUGGCUCGGAUAGAAUUUGGACCCGCAUGUACCGGCAGCUGCGGCGGACGGGCGCUUUAUUUGACACUACUUUUUGGGGGGGUUGGGUGGGGGCCGCAGUUCGUUUAGAUUAUAUUUUUAUUACCAGUUUUCAUCCCCUCCCACCCCCAAACCCCCCCCCCCCCCCCCCCCCCCCCCGACAUUUCACCGCGGAUUUUUUUUUUUUUGCGCCUGAAGUCUGUAAUUUAUAACACGAAGUGAGUGUUUGCGGAUUUUCUCUCCCGAGAGGACGCUUAUUUCGUCCCCCGCACCUGUGGACGCCUUUAAAAAAAAAAAAAGCGCACACCGAGGACGUCAUCUUCUGUUUCUCUUUCUUUUCUUCUUGUCUUUUUUCUUGUCGUCCCCCGGUCGUUUAGGCGCUCUCCUGCACAGCAAAGCGCGUCUGGCGGAUGCGCGUCUGUGUUUUGCGCCAGUCGGAGAGGUUCGGCGCGCUCCAGCUCCGCAUCCGCUUUUGAACAGCUGCGGGUCGUCGCCCGUGGAUGGGCUCGGUCGGCGUGCGUGUCUCCAGCAGCUACCUAACUACCGGCAACAAUGGCAUCACCGGGCUUCUGGUCCCUCGGCGCGGAUAACGCGGGGGCCACCGCCGGGAGCCAGAGCCCCAGCACGCCCAGGGCUUGGUGCCAAGCGGCGGCCCAGAAAUUAUCCGGAGGAAUCGGAUCGAAAUUAUGUGCGCUCCUGAGCGUCGGGGAGGGGGAGAAAGCCGCCGAAGCGGCCGCCAAGCUGCCGCCGGAGAGCGAGGCGGCGGUUCCCUGCGGCUGCAACAAACCCUGCAACUGCAGCAAAGCGGCCGCGGGCUUCUGCGACCUCUACUCAACAGACCUGCUGCCCGCCCUGGACGGCGACGCCAAAACGAUGACCUUCCUGCAGGAAGUCGUGGAUAUUUUGAUGGCCUACAUCGUGGAGUCGUUCGACCGGGAAACGAAAGUUAUUGAUUUCCAUUACCCGAACGAGUUGCUCCAGAUGAACAACUGGGAGCUGCAGGGCGAGCCGGCCUCGCUGGAUGACAUCUUGAUCAGCUGCCGCGCCACCCUCAAAUACGCCAUCAAGACAGCCCACCCCAGGUACUUCAACCAGCUCUCCACGGGACUAGACAUGGUCGGACUGGCGGCCGAUUGGCUGACGUCCACCGCCAACACCAACAUGUUCACCUAUGAGGUGGCGCCGGUGUUCGUGCUGCUGGAGUACGUCACCUUGAAGAAGAUGAGGGAGAUCGUGGGCUGGCCGGAGGGCCGAGGAGAUGGCAUUUUUUCUCCUGGUGGCGCUAUCUCCAACAUGUACGCCAUGCUGCUGGCCCGCUUCAAGAUGUUCCCCGAGGUGAAGGAGAAAGGAAUGUCAUCCGUCCCCCGGCUGGUGGCCUUCACAUCCGAACAUAGCCAUUUCUCCAUCAAAAAAGGGGCGGCGGCUCUCGGCAUCGGGACGGAGAGCGUGAUCUGCAUCAAGGUGGAUCAGAGCGGUAAAAUGAUCCCCGCCGACCUUGAGAGGAGAAUACUGGAGGCGAAACAGAAGGGGUUUUUUCUCUUCUUUGGGAGCCGCACGGGUGGGAACACCGGGGAGGGCGCCCUCGAACCUCUCUUCGCCAUAACCGAAGUCUGCAAAAAAUACAGCGUGUGGAUGCCCGUGGACGGCGCGUGGGGAGGAAGUCUCCUCAUGUCCCGGAGACACAAGUGGAAGCUGGAUGGAGUUGACAGGGCCAAUUCAGUGACGUGGAACCCGCACAAGAUGAUGUCCGUCCCUCUGCAGUGUUCGGCCCUGCUGGUCAGAGAGGAGGGUCUGAUGCAGAACUGCAACCAGAUGCACGCCUGCUACCUGUUCCAGCAGGACAAACACUACGACCUCUCCUACGACACCGGGGACAAGGCGCUGCAGUGCGGGCGCCACGUGGACAUCUUCAAGCUGUGGCUCAUGUGGAGGGCGAAGGGCACCAUCGGGUUCGAGGCUCAAAUAGACAAGUGCCUGGAGCUGUCCGAGUACCUCUACAACAAGAUCAAAGACAGAGAAGGAUACGAGAUGGUCUUCGACGGGAAACCGCAGCACACCAACGUCUGCUUCUGGUACCUCCCCCCCGGCAUCCGCUACAUGCAGGACAAAGAGGAGAGAAAGAAGCACUUGAGCAAGGUGGCGCCGGUGAUAAAGGCCAGGAUGAUGGAGUACGGCACCACCAUGGUCAGCUACCAACCGCAGGGGGACAAGGUCAACUUUUUCCGCAUGGUGAUCUCGAAUCCCGCGGCGACCUUCGAGGACAUCGACUUUCUUAUCGAGGAGAUCGAGCGGCUGGGCCAGGAUCUAUAAGACUCGUCUCGGCGAACCCUCCCCUGCUCUUCCCCUUGGCGGGUGAAUUGUUUGUGGUGAAUGUACUGGUAAACUAUUUAUUUUCUCUCUUUCCUCCAAAAGUCACAUAUUUAAGAGUAUAUUUGAGGGGGGAAAAAAAAGAUCUACGUAAUAUAAUGUAUUGUAGCUUUGCCGUGGACUGACUUGGUCCAAAGCUCUGUCCAAGUGCUUCUGUCUGCCUUUCCUAUCGCGUAGUAGAUCCCAGUAGGUGACGUGACUCGUACUUUUUUUGUGAUAUGAAACGCUUGUGCAAUAAGUCAACGAGGAGGUUUUUUUAUUUCUCAUUUGCAGAGUGUGUUGUUAAGUGCCAAACGUCGUCGUGUUCUAUUGUGACUUUUACACUUUAAACUUCUGGUUUGAGACUAAACAAAAAGAAAGCGCCUCCGCUGACCUCCGCUCAAUCGACUGCCUCCACAUCUGCACACGGUACUUCGGCGAUGCUGGACGCCGUUCUCCUGACCGGGCGAUGUGAAGCAGCAUGUACAAAAAGAAGGCCAAGUCGAUUCAGAGCAUUUGUGAAGGCGUGUCGCUCAUCGCAGCUACUUUCACACUGCAGCAACACUUUACACACGCGCUUCUCUCUGUAAUGAAGGUAGCAAAGGCUCAUUGGUCCGAAUGGUUGCUUCAUGUUUCGCUGUGCUGAGUGGGCUUUACGUGAUGUGAUGGUCAUCCAAAAAACGAGGAUAAUCAACGUUGACGAGGUGACGUGAAGUUGUAAUCCUUAAUGUUGUCCUUAAUUUGAAAUAGUUCUGCUCCGUAAAUGGCGCAGCCACUCUAAAUAUUUUACCAUUGCUUUGCAGCAGUUUGAACGCUUCAAAUUCUGACAACAUUAAGUAUCGUGUCUGAGUCUUUCAGCAAAUUACUGCUCAUUAUCCCACGGAUGACGUAAGCUUUCUAUCUAUUGCACUAAACCAGGAGGAGGAACCUCCCUCGGCAUUGCAACGGAGGUUUCUUCUUUAUUCAUUCACAAGCAAUAUUCAAGUAUGGGUCCAAUCUGUAUAACCUGCAAGAAAAAAAAAAAUCCAAUUCAAGCGUUCAAUAGUUAACGAUAAUCAAGUUUGCGACGAGCUCAACUAAAAACAUGCUGACUGUAGGCAGGUUAGUUGAUGCAAAGGGAACCCUGGUUUAAAAAAGCAGAGGUUCACAAGCAGUUUCAUUAGAACGAGUUAGAAAAGCACAAACACUCAGUGCACAAUCACUUUUGAUCAUAGAUUGUAAAUAGUAUUUCAAGAUGUCCUAAGUACAUAUCUUUGUGUAUACAUAAGUGUAUAUAAGACGUAUAACCAGAGACUAUUUGUGGGUUAAAGUAAUUCAUAUUUUCUCUAUCUCAAGAAAUAGAUUACCUGUAUUUUCAUCCUGUUUGUCCUGAAGGUUUUUUUCCUGUGUGUGUGUGUGUGUGUGCGUGCAUGCAUGCGCGCGUGUGUGUGUGUGUGUGUGUGUGUGUGUGUCAGUUACUCGACUUGGUUCAUGACUCUUCUAGCUGUUUCAAAGAAAAGGUGUUUCAGGGACCGGCUUUAAAGAAACCGACACAUUUCACCUCCCAACACUUGCGAGUCUUUUGCUGGGAGACUCUGGUGUUUGGAUCUUAGAUGAAUAUGCAAAAGCCGUUUUUGACUCUGAAGCCCCGUGUUUUUUCGUGCACAAGUGAAUACUUGCUGCCAUGUGCCAAUGUGUACCUUUAGUGUGUUUGUAACUGUGUUGCCUUAGUAUAAAUUUGCCAGUAUUGUCUAGUCCCCCCCCCUCCCCCUCCCCUCAAAGGGGCGGUUGUGCACUUUAGCGUAUACACAUGACCUAAUAACGUCUGAUGUCCGAUCGUUGUUCAUAAGUUGAUGUUUAAAAAAAACAACUAAAAUACUCAAAUGUAACUUGGUCUGAAUGUGACACGAGUCAAGGGUCCUUUUUUUAUUUUACCGUUUUUUGUAGACGUGCCAAAGGUUCUGCAGAAAUCAGCCGUCAUUUUAGAUGAAUUAAUCCCGAUCAGCAGAUAAACGAAUGGGCCUCAACGCGGUGACGCGGGCGACGCCGGCUUCGUCGACGCGGGAGCGUCAGCGCGGCGCCCUACCCCCCCCCCCCGACGUGUUCUUCUCUCGCUGCUGCUGCUAGACUCGCCUCCUCUGCACGUGCAUGCGAUGCCUUGCCUGUCCAGCUUGUUCGAUAUCUCCUAUCUAUUUCUAUACAUGUAAACACAUAUAUAUAUAUAUAUAUACACAGUCUGUGUAGCUCCUGUAAUUAGCUUUAGCGUCCCACGUGUAGCUUUAGCCUGUAGAUUAGUGCGCUGUCGCUAUCGCCUUUACGCGCGAUUCUCUGUUUUCUCGGGCUUCCUGUCAAAGUUUCUCCGUGCCGCAAGCAUGCUGACCUCGCCUAGCAUUGUGACCCUCUCCGCGCUCGAUCUGACUCUCUCUCUCUCUCCUCCGUCUGUAUCCUUCUGCUUGAAGACUGUCGCCGCUCUGAACGUAAAGUAUUAUAUACCCGUGUAUCUAUCUAUCUAUCUAUCUAUGUGUGUGAAGUCCCUCAGCAUGUCUCUCUGAAAGCUCUUCUCUGCGCCUGUAGCACCUUUUUCUCUUUCUCUUCCCGCUUCGCCCUCCUCUAGCAGUGACCUCGUGACCUCUCGCCGUCCCCCCUGACACUCCUCGGGCCGCUGCGCUGUCGCUCUGUUUCUUUUUGGCGUGUCUGAGGCGGCGCGUCGCCGUCCAUGUUUCGUUUUUUCGCCGAGAGGCCCUUGACUCGGGAUCGAUAAGAUGUAGAAUUGAUUGUCCAGAAACGCGUCCAACGCAAGUGUUUUUUAAGCCUCUUAACGGAAAAAUAAUGAAUAUAAACCCUGGUUUCUUGCUUGCGGGAAUAAAUUGUUUGUCGAACAGUUAAAAUCCCCGCCGCAGGUGACGUAUGAUUUGACGUCGUAUGUUGUGCAAACUGCUGCGCUAGCUUCUCUCCAACACUCACCUGUCCUGAACUGUACGUUACUAUUGGGAAAAAAGAAAUAAAUAUUGUCGAAAACAAAGA
This is a messenger RNA of Gasterosteus aculeatus aculeatus (three-spined stickleback), 5431 nucleotides long. NCBI's taxonomy places the organism in Eukaryota, Metazoa, Chordata, Actinopteri, Perciformes, Gasterosteidae. The record is from RefSeq and is a predicted model, not a curated record.